This is a messenger RNA of Colletotrichum truncatum, 1212 nucleotides long. Its product is annotated as silent information regulator family protein. Gene Ontology annotation, molecular function: transcription corepressor activity; NAD+ binding. Lineage: Eukaryota; Fungi; Ascomycota; Sordariomycetes; Glomerellales; Glomerellaceae. Gene Ontology annotation, cellular component: nucleus. The record is from RefSeq and is a predicted model, not a curated record. Gene Ontology annotation, biological process: negative regulation of transcription by RNA polymerase II.
AUGGCCGACACAGCCCCCAAAGUCGCGGAAGCAGAACGUCGUGAAAGCCCAAGUUUGGUAGACAAGAAGGCCGCAUUGCUUGCGGAAAAGAUCAAAACCAGCAAUCAUUUCAUCGCAUUUACGGGGGCGGGGAUAUCCACAUCUGCUGGUAUCCCAGACUUCCGCGGUCCAGACGGUGUUUGGACCCUUCGGGCCCAAGGACGAAAGAGAACUGGAAAAGCGACGAGUACAUUGCAAGCCAUCCCAACGCCGACGCACAUGGCCUUGGUGGAGCUGCAAAAUCGUGGAUUACUGAAGUAUCUGGUCAGUCAAAACUGCGACGGACUUCAUAGAAAAAGUGGUAUCUCGUCGGACCGGAUUUCAGAGCUGCACGGUAAUAGCAACAGAGAAUACUGCAAAGACUGCGGCAAAGAGUACAUUCGAGACUUCCGAGCAGUAGCAACCUACGAGGUAUCAGUCUACGACCACCGCACGGGUCGGAAGUGCGUAAAGUGCGGCGGGGUCCUGUUUGACAGCAUUGUCAACUUUGGCGAGUCCCUCCCCGAGGAGCCGUUCAAACGAGCUCAUGACAAUGCCAAAAAGGCAGAUCUUUGCCUUGCUCUGGGCUCCUCGCUUACAGUCACACCUGCGAACGAAAUAACCGAAAUCGUCGGCAAAAAGAAGCGCGGUCGUGGCGUCGGAGGGCAGCUCGUCAUCUGCAACCUUCAAAGCACGCCGCUGGACGAUUUAUCCGAACUUCGCGUGUGGUCUACCACGGACGAUCUCAUGAUCCGCGUUAUGGAGAAGCUGGGAAUACCUAUCCCUAGAUUCGUUCUCCGCAGGCGACUUGUUCUUCAGCUCGAGACUACAGAGUCUGGAAAACAUCAGCUUACUGUCCAAGGCGUUGAUGAAGACGGCACUCCCGCCACCUUUCUCCAAUCGGUCAAGCUUGCGUAUAACAGGCGUGUUGUACGAUCUGAGCCUUUUGCUUUCAACUUUCGUGGCGAGCUCGAUACCGGGACGGAGUUGAAGCUCGAGCUUGAGUUUAUGGGACACUAUGGGGAGCCGAACUUGGAAAUUGUUCAUGUUGUCAAUGAGAAGACGUCCCGGAUCUUGCAUCUUUUGGAGUAUGAUCCUAUGACGGGCGAGUGGAAAACAACCACAGAAGAAGGCGCAGAUGAUGAUACGGGCUUGGAACGGGACAUCUCAAUCAUCGAUCUUACUAGUGACUAG